Molecule: messenger RNA, 1782 nt
Organism: Cantharellus anzutake
Lineage: Eukaryota; Fungi; Basidiomycota; Agaricomycetes; Cantharellales; Hydnaceae
Product: amino acid transporter
Exons: 16
Coding region: 1-1782 (593 amino acids)
Biological process (GO): amino acid transmembrane transport
Cellular component (GO): membrane
Molecular function (GO): amino acid transmembrane transporter activity
Source: RefSeq, a predicted model, not a curated record
AUGGAUCCUUGCACGCAUGGGGAUCAUAGCGCGAUCACCAGUGGCACAAAUUCGAAUCAAAAGUUUGCUCAAACGAAAAACGAACACACCACCAGUGUAGACAACGAGGCCCCAUGGGGACCGCACUUGAGAUCAGCAUCGUUGGUGCGCGGCCUGCGAUCUCGACACAUCCAGAUGAGCAGUAUAUGUGGAAUGAUUGGAACUGGUCUUUUCCUUGCCAGCGGAUCGGCUUUGGCUGAUGCGGGACCUCUGGGGGCUUUGGAAAGCUACUCCGUAAUGGGCCUCGUUACAGCAGCUAUUGCGUACACAUCCGGGGAGAUGUCAGCAUUCAUGCCGGUAUCAGGGGGCUUUGUUCAUCAUGUUACCACUUUCGUCGAAAAGGAUUUAGGUGCCGCUGUGGGGUGGAACUUCUGGUAUUCUAUCGGCAUCACUCAGGCAGUUGAAUUGGUGGGAGCCUCGUCGUUAGUGAGUUUUUGGGCGCCAAAUAUCAACCCAGCUGCAUGGAUUGGCAUCUUUUGGGUCGCAACUUUAUGUGCUAACAUGGGGCCGGUGAGGUAUUACGGAGAAGUUGAAUUUUCAUUUGCACUCAUAAAGAUUGCCCUAAUUUUGGGGUUACUCCUCAUGGGUAUUCUCAUUGACACUGGGGCCGUAGGUGAUCACGGUGCGAUAGGUUUCCGAUAUUGGCAUCGACCAGGCGCAUUCCAACAAUUGCCAUAUGUAUCUAAUGGCAUUCCAUCACAUAUUCCUGGAGCAUUUGGCCGUUUCCUCGCAUUUUGGAGCACUCUCACCAAUGCAGCCUUCGCAUACGGGAACGUUCAGGUUGUUGGGAUCUCAGGAGCGGAAACUGUUAAUCCUCGUCGCGCAAUCCCAAAAGCGGUCUCGCGCACAUUUAUUCGCGUUGUUUUCUUUUAUGUUGCAGCCAUUUUCAUCCUGGGCCUCAUUGUAAGUUCUGAUGACCCAGCUUUAUCUGCGGGUGGGGGAACUGCCGCCCGUUCGCCAUUUGUGAUUGCGAUCAAGAGAGCAGGGAUCCAAGCGCUCCCAGGAAUAGUUAAUGCUGUUGUAAUGACUUCUGCGUUAAGCUCAGGUAUUUCUUGCGUUUUUCUGUCAUCCCGGACACUUGUCGGCCUUGCAAACGAUGGACACGCGCCCCGCUUUUUCUUGAUAACUAAUUCAUUCGGGACACCAUGGAUUGCUGUCCUGUUUACAUGGUCUCUUGGCGGGUUCGCUUUUUUGAGCGCCCAGUACACUGCUCUGAAGGUGCUGAUCUGGCUUGUUAAUCUCGCUGCUGUUGCAGGUCUUGUGUGCUGGGUGAUAUUGUGUUUGGCCUACAUUCGAAUGUACGCUGGAAUUAAGGCUCAGGGAUACUCGCGCAGCAAACUUCCGUACAAAUCAUGGCCACAGCCUUUCUUGGCCUGGUUUGGACUCGUCUCAUGCACAGUUAUAGUCUUCUUCAGCGGCUUUCAAGUGUUUUUGAAGGGGAAUUUCACUGCUUCCGGCUUUCUCUCCAACUAUAUCAAUGUGUUCGUAUUUACUGGCUUAUACCUUCUCAUCAAGCUGUAUACCCGAUCAUGGCAAAUAUUCAUACCUGCGGACAAGAUUGAUCUUAGCGAGUUCCAUCUUCUAGAGGUUGAACGAGCCGAGGCCGCGGUACGCCAUGAUGACAUCAUGAGAGGUGACCAGAAACCGGAGCCGGAGGGAAAAGCUGACAGACCCACACCAGACAAUCCUCGCAACCAUCUGCGCAUCCUAGAGUGGUUAAGUGGGCUUGGAAGGCUGGUAUGA